Xyrauchen texanus (razorback sucker) is the source of this 1200-nucleotide messenger RNA. RefSeq lists its product as uncharacterized. Gene Ontology annotation, molecular function: DNA binding; transcription corepressor activity. NCBI's taxonomy places the organism in Eukaryota, Metazoa, Chordata, Actinopteri, Cypriniformes, Catostomidae. The transcript has 7 exons. Gene Ontology annotation, cellular component: nucleus. Bases 1 to 963 code for a protein of 320 amino acids. Gene Ontology annotation, biological process: positive regulation of neuron differentiation; negative regulation of Notch signaling pathway. The record is from RefSeq and is a predicted model, not a curated record.
AUGAGGAGAAAAACAAUAGCAAAGCGCAUCCUGUUUAAUGGAUACGAGGGAUUCGAGGAGCAUCAUGAAGAAACCGGCGCGAGGGAGAAUCACAUCCUCAGUCAAGAAGCAACGAAGAACAGAAAACGGAGAGGGAUAAAUGGAGCAGAGAUCUCAGCGUGUAAUGUUGAAUUUGUGAAGUUCAAAACAAGGGCGUUUGAGGUUGACAAGUCAAUAGGAGAUGCUACAAGGGAUGCAGAUUUUACUGUGGAGGAGUUCGGAAGUCUCCAAUCCCAUUCAAGGGCAGAGCUUAUUGCCAUGGUGCUGAGUAAGCAGAGGGAGCUGGACGGCCUCAGGGAGCAACUCAGGAGCCUUACAGCAUGUGGGAAGUUGGCACAGACUCUGGAAGAGUUAAUUGAGAGGAGUGAGAGAUGGCUGAGCUGUAGCAACGAAACCGCAACUCUAAGUUCUCCAAAGGUGCUCGAGGGAAGCGGGCCACCCAGUGAUAUUUCUCAUCCAACGGUGCCCAGUGGAAGAACGACUGAAUGUGCAAGUUCAAAUCAGCAGAGAUGUGGUCAGUUUGAGGUCACACAAACAGUGCCACAAAGGAAUGGAACACUUCUUGAGCAGAAAGUUAUCACUGCUGAUCUUCUGGAGCGCUGCAACACAGGGACCACCGCUCAAAAACUUACCAACGACCUGCUGCGCAGUCUGUACGACAGAGACUGCCUGGCUUCUCACUCUAUCUCAGGCAUAAUUAACGGCAAGCGAGGGAUGCCUAAACCAGCUCUUCCUGCUCUUGAGAUCCAGGCCAUUCUGAGGACAGUGCAACGGUUCUUCCCCGGAAAGACAGAUUCGGAAAUAAAGGGCUACAUUCGACAGAAGCUUCAGAAUGAGGCCAAGAGACUUCGAAAAAGGCCACACCCAGCUGAUGAUCGAUUGGUAGGCUCUUUCGAAGAGGCGGGAGCAAUGUUUGAGCAUUGAGUGUUCACACUUUAUCCAACCAAUGGCAGGCCGUCCCCGAUGAAUUGUGUUUGUUACAAAGGAACAAGCUUAACAGCUAUUGAAGACGAUGGUAGUAUUUUGUCCUCAAUGUAUUUGAAAGGUUAUUGUCUAAGCUAUAGAUUAUAGAAUAUAUGACCAACAAUAAGUUUUCAUCAUGUUGAUUACACAGAACUGUGACUUUCUAUUGUUUUGAUACUGCAAAAUGAGCAGUUUUGU